AUGGUGAUUGGACCGACGUUUUGUGAAAUUCGGGCAGGCGCUCGCGUCGCGGCGGACGUCGUCGGCGCGGAGGCGUCGAGAGAGUUGUCGACGCUGAACUUACGGGGUGGGGAGUCCGGUGGCGCGCGCGGCGCGGGACCCGCGGGUGGGGCGGCGGCGGCGGCGUCGCUCGCGCAGGUGUAUCGCGCGACGCUGGACGGAGAGACGGUGGCGAUCAAGGUGCGGCGACCGGGCAUCGAGGAUGUGGUGGACGCGGAUUAUGCGUUACUGCGCCUGGGCGCUUGGUUGGUCGAGCGCGUGGGGGGGGUGCGGGCGCGCGCGGUGGACGCCGUGGACGAGUUCGCGUCUCGGCUGUACGAAGAGAUGGAUUUUAGACGCGAGGCGAGCAAUCUGAAAAAGUUUGACGCGCUCUACGGCGAGCGCGGGAGCAAGGCGAAGAGUUUUCCGAAACCUGGGAUCAAGGUACCGCGAUUGAUCGAUAAGUACGGCGUCGGUCGACGCGUGAUCGUCACGGAGUGGAUCGAGGGCGAAAAGCUCACCGGCGGAGCCAAUCGCGCGGUGUCGAGCGACGACUUGCCGUACGUCAAGCUCGGCAUCGCGUGCACGCUGAGUCAGUUGAUCGAGACGGGGGUCAUGCACGCCGAUCCGCACGGUGGGAACGUGUUGAAACUCCCGAACGGGGGCUUGGCGUACCUCGAUUUUGGACUCGUUUCUGAGGUCCCGCAGCAAGUGCGAGACGGUUUGGUCGCCGCCGUGGCGCUGUUGAUUUUCAGUCGGGACUACGCCGCCGUGGGGCGCUUGUUCGGUGAACUCAUGCUGAUACCACCAGAAGUCAUCGAAGACGAGACGGAGAUGCGUGAGCUCGAGCGAGCGCUCGAGGAGGCGGCGAACGCGACGCUGAAAUUUCCCGAGGAUGGCGGCGUCCCGGACGUUCGAUUCGACCAACUCCUCUUCGCCCUCUUUGCCCUCGUUCCGCGGUUCAAGUUCGUCUUACCACCGUACUUCUUGAAUAACGCCCGAGCUCUGGGAACGCUGGAAGGAAUGGCGAAAUCCGCCGAUCCAAAUUUCAACAUUCUCGCCGUGGUCUAUCCGUACGCCAUGGCGCGAGCGCUCGCGAAUCCGGACCGAUCCCCGGUGAUCCGACGCGUCAUUCGCCAGCUCGCCACCGACAACGACACCGGCUCGCUCUCAAUGAAGAAACUCUUCGCCAUGCUCUCCGACGUGAGCGCGUUCACUGGAACGAGUAAGUUCAGGGUCAGCCUCGACGCGCUCAAAUCGACCGAAGGUCGGUCGCUCGUCGCGGACGUCCUCAAAUCCGAGCUCGCGCGCGCGCUCACCGCGUGCGUCGCCUUCUUCCGCCGUCGCGGUAACCCACCGACGAUUCAAAACGGCGGUGUCUCUUUCGCUUAG
This is a messenger RNA of Ostreococcus tauri, 1410 nucleotides long. RefSeq names its product Protein kinase-like domain. The record is from RefSeq and is a predicted model, not a curated record. Gene Ontology annotation, biological process: protein phosphorylation. The transcript is spliced from 2 exons. Gene Ontology annotation, molecular function: protein kinase activity; ATP binding. Bases 1 to 1410 code for a protein of 469 amino acids. NCBI's taxonomy places the organism in Eukaryota, Viridiplantae, Chlorophyta, Mamiellophyceae, Mamiellales, Bathycoccaceae.